AUGAAACUUGCUUGGCUUCUGGUAUUACUGCCCACAGCUUUGGGUCGCAUCGUAAGCCGUGACUCGGCUUCGAGCACCUGCAAACAUCUAGAGGCGACAUACCCUGACCUGACCUUCUUUCCUCUGUCGCCAGGGUAUAUUAAGGCCAACACUGAUUUCUACACAUCAAGUGCUUGGCUCGGUCCUGCCUGUGUUUUCCAGCCCACCGAUAGCCGACAUUUGGCGGAUGCGGUGCUGCUGCUGAAGAAUACCAGCACGCCCUUUGCUAUCCGCGGCGGAGGACACAUGCCAAUUGCCAAUGCGGCCAAUAUCAACUCGUCUGGAGUGCUGCUGUCCAGCUUUGGUCUGUCGCAGCUGAAGGUCUCCGACGACCACUCCACGGUGCAUGUGGGCCCCGGUAAUCGCUGGGCGGAUGUGUACAAGUACCUUGAGCCGUACGGCCUGAGCGUGGUCGGCGGUCGUCUUGGUGUCGUGGGAGUCCCGGGGUAUAUUCUGGGUGGAGGUGUGGCCUUCUUCAGUAAUGAGUAUGGGUGGGCAUCGGCCAAUGUCGUCAGAUUUACGGGUGUCUUGGCCGAUGGCCGGGUGGUGACAGCAAAACCAAACAACGAGCAUGCCGACCUCUUCUGGGCACUACGUGGCGGCGGCAACUCAUUCGCACUGGCCACGGACUUCGAGCUCAAGACGCUGCGCGUGCCAAAGGUCACUGUCGGUAUGGCCAAUUACGGCUUCGGUGUCGGUGAACAGUUCAUUCGCAGCGUGCACGACUUUGCCACGGCCGGGACCAAGGACCCCAAGGCAGCGGUCAUCCCGAUGGCCGAAUAUCUGCCGGAGACGGGCACCGUCAGCUACAGCGCGAUUCUGUUUUACAAUGGCAACAAUGCAACCCCGGCAGCGCUGCAGAGUUUCCAAAAGCCGACACUCACCCCGCUGACCAACACCUUCCGCUACCGAUCCAUGAACCAGUGGUCGCAGGAACUGGACGGGGCAGUAGGCCUGCUAAAGGGCUCACGGCAGCGCUUCUAUGUGUUGAACAUUCACGCCUCACGGAAAGAGACGAUCGCCACGGUGCACGACACCUUCGUCGAGGUCGCCAAGACCAGUCUACCAAUUGGAGUGGUGGUUGCGGCGAUGGCCUUCCCCCAGGUGGCAGAGCAGUACAUCCAUGCGUCAACUGUCAAUGGCGGCGACCCGCAGGACCUCGAUCCGGAUGGGGCCCCGUACAUCUGGGUGGAAGAGAGCAUCACCGCGCUGGCGGCGGUUCGCGACGAGGACAUCGAUGCCUUCUACACCAAGGUCAACGGCGAGAUCCGUCAGAAGUUGCUUGCUGAUGGCGUUAAAUUGCCUGAAUACACUUAUCUCAAUGAUGCCAACCCGGCACAAGACUCGUUCGGCACGUUUCCUCCGGACAACUUGGCGCGGCUGCGCAAGAUUCGCGCGCGGUAUGAUCCUGACCGGGUGUUUACGGAUCUGAUGCCGGGAGGAUGGAAAGUGAGUUGA
Molecule: messenger RNA, 1497 nt
Organism: Penicillium alfredii
Lineage: Eukaryota; Fungi; Ascomycota; Eurotiomycetes; Eurotiales; Aspergillaceae
Product: FAD-binding oxidoreductase
Exons: 3
Coding region: 1-1497 (498 amino acids)
Molecular function (GO): FAD binding; oxidoreductase activity
Source: RefSeq, a predicted model, not a curated record